Aspergillus thermomutatus is the source of this 954-nucleotide messenger RNA. RefSeq lists its product as uncharacterized. Bases 1 to 954 code for a protein of 317 amino acids. NCBI's taxonomy places the organism in Eukaryota, Fungi, Ascomycota, Eurotiomycetes, Eurotiales, Aspergillaceae. The record is from RefSeq and is a predicted model, not a curated record. The transcript has 4 exons.
AUGAAAGACAGCGAGAGAAUUGAAGACUGUCUUGAACUUGUUGGCACAAGAGACCGAGUGUGUAUGGCUUCUAUAAUUGCUUUCAUUACCCGCAAUUGGCAGAUUUACUCUCCUUCUGAGCUUCCCAAGGAACCAAACGCCUUGAAGUUCGGUAUUCUCGGUGCCGCUAAGAUCGCGCCAAGCGCGUUGAUUAAACCGGCCAAGACGCAUCCCGAGGUGAUCAUCCAGGCUGUAGCGGCCCGCAACAAGCAGAAGGCCAUAGACUAUGCCAAAAAGCACGGCAUACCUCAAGUCCAUGACAGCUACGAAGGCACGUUCUUUCCACACUUUCCUUCGGAACCAACGUGGCAGUUUUUCCUUUCAUUGAUCGACCGUCCCAAUUUGGAGCGCGCCGUCUCCGUUGCGAAGCUGCCCUCGUACAUCAUCUCCAAGAACAGCAUUCAGUUCAAGUAUGAACUGGGCGGCGGCAACAUGCUCGACCUCGGAACAUAUGUGAUGGGCGUCUUGCGGGAUGUCAUGGGCGCUGAACCUGAAGAGUGUACCAAGUGCACUGUUCGAAGGUCUCCUCCUCCAAAUGAACUCUGCGACGAGGCGGCUGAUGCAACCUUCCGUUUCCCUGGUGAUCUUAUUGGCGAGGCUGUAAUGGAUAUGCGCGCGAGUGUUUCCACUCUCCCUACGUUCAAAGUCACUGUUAUCCAUAAGGCGAGGGAGUCCAAGAAGAUUUACACGUUCAAAGACGCUGGUAUCGAUGAGCCUAGUGAACUGUCCUGGAUCUCUUACCGUCAUCAACUCGAGCAGUUUGUCAACCGCAUUCGAGGCAGAGAAGGCUCGGGGCUCUGGGUCCGCAACGAGGAUAGCCUUGCGCAGGCGAAAAUGAUCGACAUGGCAUACGAAAAAUCAGGCCUGCCUCUUAGGCCCACGAGCAAGUUUGUUCGGCUGGAGGCAUCUACAUGA